UCUUGGGCGCCAGUCACCAACCUAUUCCACACCCGAGGAUUCCGAAACAGACUUCAAAUUCAACACUUCAACACCAAAAUAAUGGAGAGAACAAUAUCCCUUGGUCUUCAUUCUAGAUUUCCGCUAUUCCCCGGAUUUCUAACUUCCCUGUUUCAGCCUGAUUUGGAGCUGUAUUAUCGCUCACUUAAACGGUCGGAUUUGACGAAUCUUUGCGGGUCGAUUAUCGUCUUCACUUGUUGUAGUUAUAGUGGCGAGAGGCGCGCUGGAUUUGGAGGCAUUAGUUUGAAUCUUAGUUUCAUUCAGGAUUGAGAUUAGUUCUCCCCCCCUUUUGCUCCUUCUGUUAUCCCUUGGUGUUUGGUGAUAUGGGCAAAGGGCUGUCAAAGCUCGAAACUUCACUGGUUUCUGGGUCUGAUUGUGAGCCAUCUGAGGAAACCUCUCACCUGGAAUUUCCCUCCUCUGACUCUGAAUUGGAUUGGGAUUCAUUAACUGAUCAUGUUCAUAGUGACAAGGAAGUACCGAGACUCCCUAAUACAGAGAAUCGAGAUCAAUCUGCAGCCAAUCUGAGUAUAAAAUGCAUGGAAACCUGGCAAAAUGAGAUACCAGGGGAGUUUCCUAGGCAGUCAUGGAGUACGCCUUCAAGUCAUCCCCAUCAUAGCUGUCAACAGAAUGCUCAUACUCACGUGGAUAUGUUGCAUGAAGAUUCUCUUCACUACGAAUAUAAUCAGCGGUUUUCAUUUAGCAAUAGAAGGGGAAAUCCACAAAGUCGUCAUAAGUAUCGUCACCAUGCGAAUCAGGACUUACCUGGAUCUUCAAUGGGUUUUUCCUACUAUGACGAUAGGUAUCUACAUUAUCCAGCUGAGGCUAUUUCUAUGGCUAUACCCUCCAGUUUUCCAAAGUUCCAGAAGCAUGUAGCUGAGCAAAAUCCCCCACCCACUGCUUCACCUACUCCUCCCCCUCCUCAAGUCUCUACAUGGGGUUUCUCAUAUUUAUUCGACUUGAAUGAUGAUAAUUAUUAUGAAAAUAUUCAUCUUAGUUAUGGUCAUAACACGAGGUCUAACAGUAGCGAUUGUGAUGUGAGAGAAAUAAGGGAGAGAGAAGGGAUUCCUGAUUUGGAAUAUGAAGCAGAACAAGGUUCAAAAGACUCAGGAUUUGAUGAGAAGGGGUUGAAAAGAGGGAAUCUCAACUCAGGUGAUGGCACUUCUAAUGCUGCGCAAUUAAGUUCUCGUACAGAUGCAUUCUUUGAUGAAGAAAGAACACCUAAGGAUAGAGACAGUAACACUGAGAAAGAGAUCAAGGCUAAUACUGAAAUAGUUGCAUCAAAGAACUUGGAGCCUGGGAUCAGGGAAGGUGAGAGUUCUGAUGCAGAAGAAGCAAUGGUACUAAGCAGUAAAUCUCUAGGAACAUGUUGUAUUUCCUCACCAGUUACUAGUUGUAAAGUGGGUCUGAAAGAAGCAAUACAGGAUAUAAAGGAUGAAUUCGAAAACUUAAUUAAUUUUGGAAAAGACUUCUCAGCAACUAUUGAGGUGGGCAAGCAACCACAUCACUCCUUGAGCUCCAGGUUAAGGGGUUUUGCUUCUCUUGUCCUGGGACUGAUUUUUCCUUCAGUAGUGAAAUGUUCGCAUCCUCCUCCACGUAUUCUGUCAAACUUAUUAGCUCACAAAGGACAGCUGUCGUGCAGUACUGAGAAGACAAACAAUCAGGGACGUGUUUCUGCAAUGUUUGGUGACCUUUCAUCCGCUUUGGAGCUGCUGUGUUUGUGGGAAAAAAGACUUUACAAGGAAGUUAUGGGUGAAGAGAAACUUCGAAUUCUAUAUGAAAAGAGAUAUAAGAGGCUCAUAGAUUUGGAUGGUCACGGUGCAGAAUCAGAUGAGAUCAAUGAUUCCUGGGCUUCUGUCAGACAUAUGCAAACAGAAAUUAGUGUAGCUGUUGCAUCAAUUAGUGUGGUAUCAAGAGAGAUUGAAAGGUUAAGAGACGACAAGUUGCUUCCUGAACUCAAUAAAUUGAUUGAAGGAUUAAUAAAAUUGUGGAAGUAUAUGGGAACGUGCCACCAGAAACAAGUCCAAAUCAUCAUGAAGGCCAAAAGUCACAUACAUAUAUUAGAUCCGAGUAGGAAUCGUUCAAACCCACGGGCUACUUCAAGACUGGAAACUGUGAUCUUGAACUGGGGCAUAUGUUUUAGUAAUUUUGUAAAAACACAGAAGGACUUUGUGAAGUCCUUGAACGAGUGGCUUCUAAGGUGUAUGCUCCCAGAACCUGAAAAAACUGUAAAUGGGACUGAUUCUUUCUCUCCAAGCAGGAUUGGAGCUCCUCCAGUUUUCAACUUAUGCAAUGACUGGUACCAUACAAUUGACUCGAUUUCAGAAAUUGGAGUUUCGAAUGCCUUUUCUAAUUUUGCCUCCGGCUUGCACCAUUUAUAUGAGAAGCAGAAAGAGGAACAAGCACAAAAAGCUAGAGUGGAUAAUCUCUUGUGGGAUUAUGAGGACGGGCUUAAAUCCCUUCAUAAGAAGAAUCAUGUGAGCUUUCACCGUGAUUUCUCUUCUAUUAUGGCAGCCUUGGAGGAUGACGUAGAAGCUGAAGUUCCCUUACUGGAGGGAUUUGAUGAGAGUUUAAAACUGUUAGGGAAAAGAUUACUUGAACAGAGAGCAAGACACACAGAGGUUAUAAGACAGGUCAAUGACACUGCUUCAAGUUGCUUACAAGUGGGUUUAUCUCCCAUUUUUGAGGUAUUGGAGUGCUAUUGUUUUGAACAUCUCAAAGCUUAUGAGCUGCUUAGACUUCCAAAUGCUGCGUCGCAUGAGUAGCAUUUCUUGAUUCGGGAAUGCUUGAAUUUUGACAAGAUAUGUAUGUGUGUGUCUCUUUGAAGUGUAAAAUUUAAUUUGUAGGAUAUAUUCAAGCAAAGAAUGAAAUUUUGGUUAUGCUGGAA
Molecule: messenger RNA, 2923 nt
Organism: Prosopis cineraria
Lineage: Eukaryota; Viridiplantae; Streptophyta; Magnoliopsida; Fabales; Fabaceae
Exons: 6
Coding region: 363-2801 (812 amino acids)
Source: RefSeq, a predicted model, not a curated record